UGGCUGAGCCCAUCGCAGCGCCCCGGAGCUUGCGGACCAACCCUUUUCAAACCCGGGGCGCCGGGGCAGCCCUGGAAAUGCACACGGUGCGCCUACACAGAAAGGCCGUGUUGGUUUCAGCCAAAAUCCAUUGUAAAUCCAUUCUGAGCCGGUCAAAUUAAUCAAAAAUGUGUUCUUAUUUCGAGACAGGAGUUCCCACUUCCUUUGUGUAGUAACGCUGCUAACGCUUACUAGCUCUUCAUUAAUCAAACAUUUCACAAACAACUUUAUCUUCAGUCUUCUUUUUUUUCGGCUUCCUCUUUGGAGGAUACUCCUAUGUUGAUACCCAACCCACUGAAACCAAUUGCAAAUUAUUGGACAUCGGGAUUUCAAAAAUUAAGUUUUACACAUUGUGAAAUCCUUUCCAGUUUGCCACUGCAGAUGUCCCUCUAUUUCAAUGUUUAUUUCUUCCCAUUUUGGUGGCUCAUCACAGUUGCCAUCCUCUACCUGAAGUAUCCAGUCUUAUCAGAUUAUUACAAGUUCAUCCUGGUCACCAUCAUGAUCCUGGUCUCUCUGACAGAGCUCAUUCGACUCUACCUGGGAUAUGUGGGCAAUCUCCUGGAGAAAGUGCCUGAGCUGGCUGGGUUUUGGCUCCUGACCCUCCUCCCGCAGUUGCCUAUAAUCCUCUUCUUGCUAUUUAAUGAAGGUCUGAAAAUCCACUCUCUGGAGCGAGCUGUCCACAUCAUCUUUGCCGCCUUCCUCUCCUUCCAAGUGGUCGCAGCCUUUUUUGCCCUGAAAAGGAUGGUGAACACUCUGGCCACUCGCUUCCGCCUGACCGAGUUCCACCGCCUGGAGGAGCAGCGCCCUGGGCCUGGCCUUUCCAGCCUGGCCACAGGCAGCAGCUCCCGGGGCUGGUAGGGCUCCAGUGCUGCCCGAAAUCAUGCCCCAGGGGCCUCAGGAGGUACCACAGCCCGAGGUUGCCACGGUUCUGUUUCCAUUUUGUUGGGUCAUUCUUUGCCUUCUUGCCUCAGAGGUAUUAAAAA
Molecule: messenger RNA, 1022 nt
Organism: Cyanistes caeruleus (blue tit)
Lineage: Eukaryota; Metazoa; Chordata; Aves; Passeriformes; Paridae
Gene: TMEM17
Product: transmembrane protein 17
Biological process (GO): non-motile cilium assembly
Cellular component (GO): ciliary transition zone
Source: RefSeq, a predicted model, not a curated record